AUGGGAGAGCAUUCAGCCCUACUGAGUGACCUGGCCUGGACUUGCCAACAGCUGGAACAGAUCAAAGCUAAGCAAACCAAGGACCACCAACGGGUUGCAAAGUCAUUUGAAAAGACUUUACUUUCCAUCCUCGAACGUGAGCAGACCAUCCUUACUCAGGUGGAAGAGGAGCACAGGCGGCUCAGAGAUCAGCUGUCUUCCAUCCAGAGAAGUAAUGAGCUGGCCCUUCAGGAUGGGGUGGCAGAAAUAAACAGCCUUGUGCAUGAGAUCUCUGGAAUAUCGUCCCAGCUCAAACAGGCUUUGGGCACAUCCAACGAUAGUGAAACUGUGGUAAGGCAGAUCAAGGAACGAGUAUCCAACAUAUUUUUUAAAAGAAAAAGUAUCAGUGUUAGUUUAAAGAAGGUACAUUUUACUCCUUAUCAGCUUGUUCCUACCACACUCGGUGAGAUUCGAUGUGAAGAACAAACUCUAGGUUUCUCCAUCCCGUGUCCUCCCAAAAGAACUCAAACAAUCUCCAUCGAGAAUGAGGAUACAGUUUUGCUUUGCGAUGAAAAGCCACCAUGGGAAAACUCUUCUCAGAGUUUAGUAGAUCCUGGAAAUAUCAUAAUAAAUAUGUCAGAUGAUCGGAGUGAUCUGGAUUCUGAACCCAGCCCCAGGUUACCCUAUACAAGACAAGAGAAAAUAAUAAAUCAUGAACUUCAGAAAAGUACCUUAUCCCUCCUGGAACAGGCAGUUAAUGAAGCAGACAACGCAGAAGUGAAUCCUCAAAUUGCCACCAAAUCCUGGAUCUCAGAAAUUAAACAUAGUCCAUGCAAGGAGCAGAGUUUGAUUACACUAAAGAAAGGAACUUCAAGAAUUAUGUGUUCUGAAGAUCACAGUAGAGCAACUAAAUGUCUUCCCAACGAGUUCCAAGAAAUGAAGGCAAUGCACCUGUUUGUAAAGAGUAAGGAGUCAGAAACGACAAAGAACUGUGACGUGGGAACCAGAAGGAAACGUCAUGGUCUCUGUCCACCCACCCAAAAGUUAAAUCAUUCAUCAACACAGGGCAAAACUGAUAAUUCCUGCUUUUACAGCCCAAGUGACAAUAAGCCUGUGUUAAGCAAUGGUCCAGAAACAGUGAAGGGGACAAAUCAGAACUCCUGCUAUGAGAAAAACAGUAUUAUCAAUACCAUAGAUCAGUCUGGCAUUUUACCAGAUCCCAAUACAUUAUUUAGAGCCACAGCAGCAUUUGUGCUUGAAGACUACUCAGACAGUUCAGAAGAGAUUUUGGAAGAUAGAAGCAAUAAUGCUGACAGAGAUCCUAAAGAUUUUCGGGAAUUGGCAAUCAGAGAAAGCCGAAUGCCUUCUGCUAAACAAAAUGCUGAUGGGGAACAAUUAGCUAGAUGGCAAAGCCAAAAUGACAUGAAGAGUGAAGACCUGACUUGUAGAUAUAGUCAAGAGUUGCAGUUAAGCCAGUUUACAGAUACCUCUGUAUUAAUAGCUCAUGUAAAGAGUCCAUCACUGAAUAGUGAUUAUAUAAGACUAGACAAAGUGAGUAGUGAGACUAGGUAUGAACCUGCAAGAUCAUUGUCCCCCGCAGAGAGUGUCACAUCUACCUGUACCUUUAUCAUAGAGCCUGCAGGGAGCAGGGAGAAAGUUCAAAAGUCCCAUAUAACACGCCCAUUUUCACAGCCAACAGCUAAAAAAAAUAAGAAAGCUCAUCCUGUUAUUUCUCCUUCUUUUGCAAAAUCUGAAAUACGUACUCAACAACAUUUGCCCAAAUCAAAAAAGUUAUCUCAAGUCAGGUGUCUAUCACCAAAACUUGUUCCUAAUAUCAAAAAUCUACUUCGACCCACCUCAACCUAUAACUCUGUUCCAAGAUCAUCCUCGAUGCCUUAUAUUGAAAAAAUCUCAAGGCAAAUUAAUUCACAUCCCAAAGCCAUCAAAUCGUCAUCAUACAUGGAAAGAAGGGACUCUAUAUCUAGUUCUUCAAGCUGCUGGUCGAAUCCAAGGAGUUUAGCAUCAUCAAAUCCAUCAGGUGCCACUCGAGAAGUGCAAGUGCGAGUAAGGUCUUCUCAGCACUGGAGAAAGACUGCAAAGGUUUCCCAUCAACUCCCUUACAAAACAAAGUGUUUAAGCAAAAGUGAAUCAAAUCUCAUUGACUUUCCCACUGAGAGUGGAGCUCCUGAUAAUCUUGUUAAACAAUUUGGAAAGUUUGGGUCUGGCCGAGCAGAGUUAAAUCUCCCCCAUGGCAUCCACACAAUAACCACAGGGUUACUCUACAUAGUAGAUUAUGGAAAUCGGAGGCUGCAAGUGAUGGAUGCUAAGGGGAAAGUCCUCCAACAAAUUGCACUAGCCACCAAGAAUUAUUUUGAUGUUGCUGUGAACAAGCGAGGGCUAGUUGCAUUGACCAACUCAACCGAUCGCACUGUGGAAGUGUAUAAUCGGCAUGGCCGUUUCCUCCAAUCCAUUUCUAGGAACUGGGGAGCCCCACGUGGUAUUACUGUCAACCAGAAUGAUGAUUUUGUUAUUGCAGACAUGAGGCUGGGAACUCUGUGGGCCUUGACACUCGAUUCUUCAAAUGGACGUCUGAAGGAAAGCACAGUAGUCCCUGGCUUUAACAAGCCCUACCUUGUUGACUCCAACAAUCAAGGACUUCUAGUUAUUUCAGAAAGAGGAUUUGAUGGAGGUUGUUGUGUGAAGGUGCUUGGAAAGGACUGGCAAAUUCUGAAAGUCCUAGGGCUGAAGGAUAGUCUUGGACCAGUGCUCUAUAACCCAUGGGGAGUCUGCAUAGACAAUGAGGGAGGAGUGCUGGUGGCAGACUGGGGAAAGAAACAUUCUAUUAUCUACUAUUCUCCCACAAAGCCUGCCCAAUUCAUUGUUACAGAGGGCCUCAGCAGUCCUAGAGGUUUGGCACUGUGGCAAGACCACCACCUCAUGGUGGCAGAUAGUAUGCACAACUGCAUCAAGGUAUUCCAAUACAAAGAAUAACUUGAAUGAGUAUUAUCCAGGUACUUCCUUUUAUUGAGAAAAAUCAGCAUUGUGAUGAGGAUUCUGCAAAUUCAAAUCCCAGAUUAUCCUAAAAAUAAAGUAAAAUAUUACCAAACCUUGUAAAG
Messenger RNA from Pelobates cultripes (western spadefoot toad), 3095 nucleotides. The record is from the annotation of a GenBank genome assembly. NCBI's taxonomy places the organism in Eukaryota, Metazoa, Chordata, Amphibia, Anura, Pelobatidae.